AUUAUAAUGUCGGGGGGAGUUGGUAAUUACUGGUAUUGCCUUCUCAAACAACACAUAUUGUUUCCAAGGACACAUUGUGGUUAAGUCACAAUAGAGAUACUUCAAAAAUUACUUUUUAUUAGAGAGGUUUAUUUUAAAUCCAUCCAUCCAUUUUCUUCCGCUUAUUUGUGGUCGAGUCGUGGUGGCAGCAGGGGAAGCAGGGUGUUGCGGAUGUGCUUUUCCCCUAGCAACAUUUUUCGCAACACGUUCCCAAGCCAGUUCCCAGAUAUCUAAUUCCUCCAUCGAGCUCUGGAGGAAUCUCAUAAACAACCAAAGCAUAAACUUGGGAGAAGGAAAACAAAAAGCCAAACUAUAAUUGCUGUAUGUGCCAUCUGAUGUUUUAUAUACAUUCUUCACAGUUUUGUUUCAUUUUUCGUUAUUAUUGUGAUGGUACUUAUUCUGUAUAUUCAUGUCUUUCUCCGCAGGCCGCUACCAGAGGAUGGAGACGUUGAGUCCUCGUGUGGCCUCACUGACAACAGAACCAGUAAGUAGAAUAAAUACUCAGCAUUAUUUUUUUUCUUUACUUUAUACUGUAUUGAAACUUUUCUGGCCUCCUUGUCCAGAUCCUCCCACCACUCUGAAUGUGGGUGAGUCCAUGACCCAACGUAAGCGUCGUACUCUGGUUGCCCCUGACAUGAACCUCUCCCUGGAUCAGAGCGAGGGCUCAGUGCUCUCUGAUGACUUCCUGGAAACGCCAGACGACCUGGACAUCAACGUAGAUGACAUUGAGACUCCCGAUGAGACAGACUCGCUGGAGUUUAUCAACAGUGGCAACGAUCUGGAGUGGGAAGAUGACACUCCUGUGGCCACCGCCAAGCGUCUGCCAGGUGAGAGCGAAGAGGAGAGAGACUCAUCUGGUCGUCUGUGGCGAACAGUGAUCAUCGGUGACCAGGAGCAGCGGAUUGACAUGCAGGUCAUCAGACCCUACCUGAGGGUGGUCACACACGGAGGUUAUUACGGUGAGGGUCUGAAUGCCAUCAUCGUGUUUGCAGCCUGUUACCUCCCUGACAGCAGCUGUGAGGACUACACAUACAUCAUGGAGAAUCUCUUCCUUUAUGUUGUGAGCAGCCUGGAGCUGCUGGUGGCAGAAGAUUACAUGAUUGUGUACAUGAACGGAGCAACUCCUCGCAGGAAGAUGCCCGGCAUCAGCUGGCUGAAGAGAUGCUACCAGAUGAUUGACAGGAAGCUGAGGAAGAAUCUCAAGUGUCUCAUCAUCGCUCACCCAACAUGGUUCAUCCGGACCGUCCUGGCCAUCUCAAGACCUUUCAUCAGCGUGAAGUUCAUGGAUAAGAUCCGGUACGUUCACACCCUGGAGGAGCUCAGCCAGAUCAUCCCAAUGGAGCACGUGCAGAUCCCCGAGUGUGUGUUGCAGUAUGAUGACGAGAAGAUAAGAGCACAAAGGGAAAGACUUGAGCAAGAGCAGCAGCAGACCAGCUCAGCACUGCCUAAAGAAAGGCCCAAGUCAAUGAUAGCCGAAGUUGGCCGUGACAUCUGACAUUAAGAGCUUUAAAGUGAAGAAGCAAUGGGGAAGCUUCAUUCAGCAAAACGGGACCCAGCAUGGACCACUGUCCCAGGAUUAAAUCUCCGAACUGGAUCCAUUUCUGGAUCUCAAAACAUUAUCUUCAGAUAUAUGUUGGGCUCUAACUUAAAGUUAAUUUGCACAAAAAGCAUUAUGAGACAUGACUAAAUCAAAAAGUAUCUGCUUCCUGCAUGUCAAGUUAACUUUAAUCCACAGCAUGACUUCAGCUAUAUAAAUGAAAAGUUAUUGACAUGGAUGAAGAGUCAGUUUGAGACAACCGUCCGGUUCAAAAUGUACAAACUUGUAUAUAUAUUUUUGAGAAAGGCGUUUGCACAGAUAUUUUGUUGUUGAUAUGAAGGGCAUGGGUAUUGUUUGUUUCAUGGCCGUUUAUUGAAAAAAAGAGUGCAAUGAUAUUGUUAUUCUUAGCCCUACAGUAGACGUUACCAAUGCAAAUGUGUGUUAUCGUUUUCCAGACUUUGAUAUGCAGGUGGCAUGCUUGUUCACAUCCUUCUGUCUCUGUUGCAUUUGUUUUUGUCAGUUUGCCAUCAUGUUUUUAAAAGAAAAGGUACUUUUACAAGAUGAAAAUCAUCAGAGCUAUAUUUAAAGAGAGUCAAAUGAAUUGCUAAAAGUGUUAUUUAUGAAAAUGUGCCAUUUACUGUUUGUAAAAAAAAAUUAAAAAGAAUAAAUGAGCGAACUAAAACAAGUUUGUUC
Messenger RNA from Scatophagus argus, 2269 nucleotides. Its product is annotated as caytaxin-like. Gene Ontology annotation, biological process: apoptotic process. The transcript has 10 exons. The record is from RefSeq and is a predicted model, not a curated record. The coding region runs from base 449 to 1534 and encodes 361 amino acids. Gene Ontology annotation, cellular component: cytoplasm. NCBI's taxonomy places the organism in Eukaryota, Metazoa, Chordata, Actinopteri, Scatophagidae.